UUUUUUUAACCACUACACGCUACCUCAAAUUAAUGAGGGAAAAAUUGUUACUGUUGUCACACCCCCGCCGGGGGCCGAGGCACUACAGAGUUUGAAGAUGAACGAAGUGUAUGGUAAAGCUCAUUUUAAAUGAAACUGAGCACACAAUAAUAAUGGGACAGUUUUCCUCAACUGCGUGAAAUAAAACUGAGUGUACAAAUAUACCUAAAUGCCUAAAUCAUAGAUAAGCAAUUCAAACAGUUGAAAAGUUUGUCCAAACAGAUAGAUUGAUGCGAUUUCAAUCUUUUGAUUCUUAUUAGAAUAACACGAAAAUGCAUUAAAUUUCGCUUUAGGUUCAUACAGCAAGGACUACAAUUCACUAAAUUUUUUAUUAUAUGAAUCAAAUCAAACAGUACAGGAUCUACAAUAAUGUUAUUUCAGUAAAUAUACUAAUAAUAAGAGGAAGGUUUCCCAGGGGUUUUACGACUGUUCCUUCGGUAUUGGUUGAGGAAUUUCCACUUUGUCAUUCUUCCUCAAAUUAUUGGUUUAUCAAAAAUAUCACACAAUCUCUGAAGUUCACUCAGCAAAAUGUCAAGACUGUUCCAAACAUUCUUAGGUUCACACCAGGGAAAUGAAAAAUGAAAAUGAUAAGGGUGAAAACUAAAAUGAUAGUAAAAUCCUUUUCUAAUAAGGAGAAGGUACAAUUUUUACCCGGAAUGGAAUGAUGCGUUUUGGGAAAAUAAUGAUGUAGGACUGAUGAUGUCACAUAAACAGUAGGUAAUAAGGUGACUAUGUGACGUUUAAAUGUCAAAAUUCCGUAAUGUAUUUACAAUCUUACGUUCUUGGAAUCGUUUGGGGCAUUUGCAUAUGGGAAUGCUACUUAAAUUUAAGACAAUACUAUCUUGUCGUGUUUCACAAGGAUAUAGAUAUUUCAGAAUUUAUAAUACGAUGUCUCUCAUCAGAUAAGUUUGAAAAAGGAAGACAUUAUCACAAAGAUAAGUUGCAGAUAACGUUUCCCAAAAUAAUAGGGAACGCUUUAAUAACAACGGUCAUUAUCAGAAAUGGGUUUUACGCAAAGUUGUGGUACUUUCUUGAUGACUAUGUGCCUGUUGGAGGAGACCUCUUUUUAAGUCUACUUUGGUUAUUGAUAGUGAACGUUGGAACUGCCUUCAUAAAUUAUCCUUUAACCUUAUUUGACACGGUUUACCUAAAGGAAAAACAUGAUCAGCCAGGACAACAAUUUUUUUUCAAUUUUACGAAAACUUACAUAGAAGAUCUACUCAAUUAUCAAACACUCCACGGAUUGAUAUAUAUUACUACUUUUCUUGUCGUAUCAUCAACUGAUCAAUAUUUUUUGUUCGUCCUCUGGAUUAUGGGCUGUUUAAUAUUACUCCUUAUGGAUACCGCAUAUGACAUUCUAUUUCUCAAAAAGACUCUCUUAACAGAUCCAAAAUUGAAGCAGGGUUUUGGUUAUUUGGCCAGCAAAGUUAAUUUUCCUACUAACGAUUUGCACAUUAUUUACAGUAGAAAGGAAUGGAGUACAAUUGCACGUAUUUCAGGAUUUUUAGGAUACGAACAAGUUUAUAUACACGAAAGGGCCAUUUUCAAGCUGACAGAUGACGAAUUAUUGAGUAUUUUAGCGCAACAACUCGGCUGGUGGAUGUGUGAACAUAACAUUGUUCAAAUUUUUUUUAAAGAAAUGUAUUUAACAUUGGUAUUAACUACGUUUUCGAACUUGUUUGAUAACACUUUGUUGUAUGUAACAUUUGGAUUUUCUAAACAUCACAAACCUUUCUGUCUCGGAUUGAAUUUGAUGGUCUGGUACAUUUUACUUCCUUUGAAUGUCCUGUUGACUUAUAUCUGGCGAUUUAUGUACAGAAAUCAAACGCUAGAUGCCGAUAAUUUUACUAAGCAAACGAAAUGCGAGAAGAAAUUUCUAAAAACUUUGGCCCGAAUGAAUCAGACGAAUUAUGAACAAUUCGUUUGUAACAAUUCCUACCAUAAAUGGUAUCAUAAUGAGCCAACUAUAAUUGAACGUUACAAGAACUUGAUUGAAGAGGAUAACACGCCAACUAAAAAAGGAUUCUUUAGAAAUAUCCUUAAUAUGCUGAAAAAUUCACAUGAAGAUCGUAAAAAAUUAUAAUAUAAAUUAAUAAAAUAUAUGGAACAAUGCUAAAAAAUAGGUAUAAAUAAGGGUAGUUGAAUUAAAAAAAUUGGAAAAUAACUAAUGGAGUGUUUUGGGGAAAUCUAAAUGAAUCUUUAUCAAGCAAAUGAUAUUAAUUCACAUAAUUAAAAAAAGGAUUCAAUCCUCGCCUAAUUUAAUAACAAUAUGGUAAAUUAAUAAUUACUUAACAAAAAUACUGUAAUACACAUUUAAAUAAAGAUGAGCUACAAAAUGAGAACACUUAGAAAUUCAUACACCACACUUAUAUAAAAAUUUGCAAAAAUCGGGUAGAAGUGACGUAUACCCGGAAAGGCUAAAGGACCUUCAGUCAUUUACAAGAUCAAAAUACACAUCUCGUCAUAGUUAUCAAUCAAAAACAUCUGAUAGUUACAUACAAUGUGACCUUGAUCGUAACGUUUAAGGUCAUUUGCAAGUCUAAUGGAUUUUUUAAUUUAAAAAUUCUAAUUUCUGAUCCUGGAUUCAGAAAAAGCGCAAAAUUUUACAUUCAAGGAGGCAUCAACUUGAGACUCUUUCUUUUUUUAUUACCUCUAGAGAUUACUUCAGGGACAAAAUACCAAAUAAUGUCGAAUAAUCAGGAAAUAAUGAGUUUCGCUGAAGGAUAACUUGAUUAAAAGUUAUUUGCAAGACGACCCAACAUAUCAAAUAAGUGUCCUUAACACUUAUUACCAAAUUAUUUUCCAUUAAAACGUAUUACUUGCCGAGUAUUCAAUAUUAUUUAGUAUUUAUUUUGUUCUAAAAAAAUCUCUAAAGGGCAUUUAAAAAAGAUCUCCACGUAGAGUUGGACGCUUUUUCCAUGUCUGGUAUUAAAAAUAAUAUAUCGUAUUUACCUGGUAGGAUAAGUGAGAAUUUUGUUAAAAUUUUAAUAAAAAUACUCCAAACCUAUUAUGUGCAUUUUUUCCUAACUGUGUGUAUAAUUUCUUUCAUUUGCCAUUGAGACGGUCAGGCCUUUAGCUCAUUAAGCAACAAAACCUAACAGACUGUCGUAGUCUUUCUGGUGAGUACUUAAUAAAAAAGAAGAAAUGAAAAGUCGUUGUCACAGGACAAAGACAUCCUAUUCAUUUUUUUUUGUCUAAUACGUAAACGAGAACUAUUUCUUAGAAAGUUAUUUAGAGCAGAAGUUUCUUUCGCUGCACCUAAGUAAUAUUUAUAACACCCGCAAUUACAAACAGCGCCAGCCAACAACACAUCACCGCUCAUAAUGGCCUUCUGAACAUGUUGUGAAAAUACAAGAAAAAUAGUCACAACAUCUCAAAAAUAUAGGAAAUAUUUUCGUCGAGAUAACUGUUCUCAAUGAUGCCGGUAACAACUGUUGUCCAUGCGGUUCAGAAAAAACAGAGACGGAUUUCCGAAUAUUUCAACCAAUUCUUAUUCAUAAUAACUUUCCAAAUAUUAAUUUGAUUGGUAGUUCUUGCUACUUAAUUAACAAAAAAAACCCCUUUCUUAAUUAUACGUUGAUAAAAUUGCUUUAAUUUAAUUUCAAAUCAUAAAACAGCGACACAUCACUGUUAUAUUUCUAUAUUUACACCACACUCUUAACCCAACCUAACCCCAAAAAAAGAUCGACUCGUAGCAAUUUAAACGGUUAAUUUGGUAAAGACUUUCAUGUCCAGGAGGUGAACUGAUACUGCUCUGAUUCGGGGCCCAAGGACCGUCAUGUGUUAGAGUUGCUUCCUAACGUUUCACUAGAACGAGUGGCGAGUUUCUUCAGAGAUCCUUUUGUCUUCCACUCGAAUCAGAACAGCAUCAAUUCACCGUCAAUUUGUAUUGGCAAAUUGGAAAUAAUUUAACACUACUGGCUUGCUUAAUUGUUUUGAAACGAAAAUAGUAAUUACCUCCCCGGGGCAGAUAUAAAAAACCUUUGGGUGUUUCAUUUGAACCAGCUGCUAAUGCUGGUGGCCGGGCAGUAUAUCCAGAACAUGUUGGAGAGUACGACGGAAGAUCCACUUGAACUACCUUUUAGGAAUUGUGAAUGAAGACAGAAGAAAGUGAAUAAUUAUCUGUGGAAUAUUACUACCCUAAUAUUUGUUCAAGUGAUCCAUGGACACCACAGAAUGCUAAGCAAUGGUCUGAAUCUCUAGGUCAUGUCGUUCGUUGGACCAAAAUUUUAUGCAUGUUUAGUGGAAGUCAAUAAGAAAUAGGCGAGAUGGGUUAGUAGGAAGGCAUGAAGGUCUAGUCAUAUUA
This is a messenger RNA of Agrilus planipennis (emerald ash borer), 4345 nucleotides long. Its product is annotated as CAAX prenyl protease 1 homolog. Gene Ontology annotation, molecular function: metalloendopeptidase activity. Gene Ontology annotation, cellular component: endoplasmic reticulum membrane. Gene Ontology annotation, biological process: CAAX-box protein processing. Lineage: Eukaryota; Metazoa; Arthropoda; Insecta; Coleoptera; Buprestidae. Bases 800 to 2122 code for a protein of 440 amino acids. The record is from RefSeq and is a predicted model, not a curated record. The transcript is spliced from 2 exons.